CCGGGCGGGCGGCGAGGAGCGGAGCGGAGCCGGGGGGAGCGGCGGCAGCGGCGUCCGGCCCCAGAGCGGCAGCGAUGCGGGUCAGGAUGCUCUCAGCCGCCUCCGUCCUCGUCCUGCUCUUCCUGCCCUCGGAGACCUGCUCCCCCCUGCAGCGGCCGUGGGGCCCGGCCCCCCAACCCACCUGGGAGCCAUGGCCCGGAUCCCCGCGCCCCACCGCGUCCCCGCUGCCCCAUAGACUGUGCCAGCGGCUGUGGGGCGAGCCCAGCGCGAAGCCCCGAGCCCCGCGGGCCCCGCAGCAGGGUGGCCGGAGGCGGGACAGCAAACCCAGCUCGCUGGACCUCACCUUCCACCUCCUGCGCCAGUUCCUGGCCAUGUCCCGAGAGGAGAGGCUGGCGCAGAAGGCGCUCAGCAACAAGCUCCUGCUGCAGAGCAUCGGGAAGUGAGCGGGGACCGGCCCCGAAGGAGCGGGGAAGGGGCUGGUACCGCUGGUGCCGCUGGUACCAC
This is a messenger RNA of Pezoporus occidentalis (night parrot), 504 nucleotides long. Its product is annotated as corticoliberin-like. The record is from RefSeq and is a predicted model, not a curated record. Bases 75 to 443 code for a protein of 122 amino acids. The transcript has 2 exons. Gene Ontology annotation, biological process: negative regulation of glucagon secretion; negative regulation of epinephrine secretion; positive regulation of cortisol secretion. Gene Ontology annotation, molecular function: corticotropin-releasing hormone activity. Lineage: Eukaryota; Metazoa; Chordata; Aves; Psittaciformes; Psittacidae. Gene Ontology annotation, cellular component: extracellular region.